Molecule: messenger RNA, 1065 nt
Organism: Linepithema humile (Argentine ant)
Lineage: Eukaryota; Metazoa; Arthropoda; Insecta; Hymenoptera; Formicidae
Gene: DHRS4
Product: Dehydrogenase/reductase 4
Molecular function (GO): carbonyl reductase (NADPH) activity
Source: RefSeq, a predicted model, not a curated record
UGCCGCUUGCGUCUCAAAUCUAGUAUCACUUCCAUAUCACUUCUUUAAUGUAAUGACACACAGACGAUAGAAAGUACCGAGUCAAGGUCUACGUUCAAAGUCUACAUGUAAAAUUGUGUUAAGUCACUUUAAACAUUUUUAUAUUUGAUCCACGAUGCUCCGAACUACAAUUAAUCAAGGUGUUCGAAAACUCAGUUCUAAUACAUCUUCAUCGAUAAAAUGCAAACGAUUAGAAGGAAAAGUUGCGAUUGUGACAGCAUCGACAGAAGGAAUAGGAUUUUCGAUAGCGCAACGUUUAGCACAAGAAGGUGCUAAAGUAAUGAUCAGCAGUCGUAAAGAAUCAAAUGUGAAGAAGGCUGUGGAACAACUUAAAUCCGAAGGCUUGCAAGUUACAGGUGUCGUUUGCCAUGUAUCAAAGAAGGAAGAUAGGAAAAAUCUAUUUGAAAAAACUAAAGCAAAUUUUGGAGGUUUGGAUAUUCUUGUGUCCAAUGCUGCUGUGAACCCUGUAUUUGGUCCAGUAUUUGAUAGCACAGAGGAAAUAUGGGAUAAAAUUUUUGAUGUCAAUGUUAAAUCUACAUUCUUGCUGUUGAAAGAGUCUCUGCCACUUCUUAAAAGCAGUAAAUCUCCUUCUGUUAUUAUUCUGUCCUCAAUUGCAGGAUAUCAACCUAUGAAUUUGGUGGGUUUAUAUUCUGUCAGCAAAACUGCUUUGUUGGGAUUAACUAAAGUUACUGCAGAGGAACUUGCAGGCGAUGGGAUCCGUGUAAACUGCAUUGCACCAGGGAUAAUAAAAACUAAAUUCUCACGAUCGUUAUAUGAAACAGAAAGUAUAAGUGAAUAUAAUUUAUCAACGAUUAAUAUGAGAAGAUUCGGACUGCCAAAGGAGAUUGCAAGUGUAGCUGCAUUUUUGGCAAGCGAGGAUGCUUCUUAUAUUACUGGUGAAACCAUAGUAGCAACUGGUGGAAUGAAAUCAAGACUUUAAAGUCUGUACAAUAUUCUGUACAAUAUUCAUUUUUAUAUUUUUAAUUGUAUAUACAUGUAUACUUGUAUAUAUAGAUAUUUGUACUU